UGGAUACACCCUGGUACAGACUCACCCAUCCAGAGCGGACACUCCUCCAGCCCAGGUUUGCCUAAGGGUUGGGAGAUGGAUUCCACCCAGGAAGGAGCUGUGUACUUCAUCAACCACAAUGAAAGACGGAACACAUUUCGACACCCAGUGACUGGCCAGGUCCCAGAGGAAAACAAAAAGUUUGACUUGAAGACAUCAGCCUUGGACAUGUCCAAUAAAACAGGUGGAAAACGCUCUGCUACCACCAACAGUGACUUAUCCAACCACAACAUGGUGUCAGAGGUUCCUCCAGAACGACCCAACAUCCGGACAACACGAACAUCCCGAAAAGCCAUCGCCUUUGGCAAGCGCUCCCACUCCAUGAAGCGGAACCCCAAUGCGCCUGUCACCAAGGCCGGCUGGCUCUUCAAACAGGCCAGCUCCGGGGUGAAGCAGUGGAACAAGCGCUGGUUUGUUCUGGUGGACCGCUGCCUCUUCUACUACAAAGACGAGAAGGAGGAGAGCAUCCUGGGCAGCAUCCCCUUAUUGAGCUUCCGGGUUGCAGCUGUGCAGCCCUCAGACAACAUCAGCCGGAAACACACGUUUAAGGUGAUUGUGUUCUGGGUAGAUGAAGCAGGGGCCAGUUCUACGCACUGCCUCUCCCCACAGGCUGAGCAUGCUGGAGUCCGCACCUACUUCUUCAGUGCUGAGAGCCCCGAAGAACAGGAGGCCUGGAUCCAGGCCAUGGGAGAGGCUGCCCGGGUACAGAUCCCUCCAGCCCAGAAGUCAGUGCCCCAACCUGUGCGACACAGCCACGAGAAGCCAGACUCAGAGAACAUCCCACCGAGCAAACAUCAGCAGCAGCCACCCCACAAUAGCCUCACCAAGCCAGAGCCCGAAGCCAAGACUCGGGGUGAGGGGGAUGGCAGAGGUUGUGAGAAGGCCGAGCGGAGACCUGAGAGGUCUGAAGUUAAGAAAGAGCCUCUGGUGAAAGCCAACGGUCUCCCAUCUGGACCUGAGCCAGCCUCAGCACCUGGCAGCCCUUACCCUGAUGGCCCGAGGGUCCCAGGUGGCAGGGAGCAGCCCACCCAGCCCAAUGGCUGGCAGUACAGCUCCCCAAGCCGACCAGGGAGCACUGCUUUCCCACCACAGAAUGGGGACAGUGGGGGACACCGGCGGAGCUUUCCACCACGUUCUGACCAUGACAAAAUUGCCCAGCGGAAAAGCUCCAUGAACCAACUUCAGCAGUGGGUGAAUCUGCGCCGGGGAAUGCCCCCACCCGAAGAUCUUCGGAGUCCUUCUAGGUUCUACCCUGUGUCUCGCAGGGUCCCUGAGUAUUACAGCCCCUACUCCUCCCAGUACCCCGAUGAUUACCAGUACUAUCCACCAGGGGUGCGGCCAGACAGCAUUUGUUCUAUGCCAGCUUAUGAUCGGAUUAGUCCACCCUGGGCCGUGGAGGACAAGCGCCACUCCUUCCGUAAUGGGGGUGGUCCUACCUACCAGCUUCGUGAAUGGAAGGACCCCACCAGUUAUGGGAGGCAGGAUGGCACUGUCUGGAUCCCCAGCCCCUCCCGGCAGCCAGUCUAUUACGAUGAGCUGGAUGCUGCUUCAGGCUCCUUGCGUCGCCUGUCCUUGCAACCCCGUUCGCACUCUGUGCCCCGCUCGCCCAGCCAGGGCUCCUACAGUCGUGCCCGCAUCUACUCCCCUGUGCGCUCACCCAGUGCCCGUUUUGAUCGGCUGCCACCUCGCAGUGAGGACAUCUAUGCCGACCCUGCUGCUUAUGUGAUGAGGCGUUCCAUCAGCUCCCCCAAGUAUGAUUACCUGGGAGACAGGCGGCCAGUCCCUGCAGGACUGUUCCCCUACAACUACCCACCAUCCCCCACGGUCCACGAUAAGAUGGAUGAACUUUUAGAUCUUCAGUUGCAAAGAAACCUAGAGUAUUUGGACCAGCAGAUGAGUGAGAGUGAGACUCUCAUCAGUAUGGUGAACCGCAUGGUGGAGAACUCCUCCCCCAGGGCCCAACUCUUCAUGCAAGUCCCUGCAUACCCAGAGGUGUUCCGGGAUGGCCUCCACACCUUCAAGCUAAACGAGCAAGAUACGGAUAAGCUGCUGGGAAAGCUAUGUGAGCAGAACAAGGUGGUGAGGGAGCAGGACCGGCUGGUGCAGCAACUCCGAGCGGAGAAGGAAAGCCUGGAAAGUGCCUUGAUGGGAACCCACCAGGAGCUGGAGAUGUUUGGAAGCCAGCCUGCCUACCCAGAGAAGCUGCUGCACAAGAAGGAAUCGCUGCAGAACCAGCUCAUCAACAUCCGGGUGGAGCUGUCACAGGCAACUACGGCACUGACCACCAGCACAGUGGAGUAUGAGAACCUCGAGUCUGAGGUCUCUGCCCUGCAUGAUGACCUCUGGGAGCAGCUCAAUUUGGACAUCCAGAAUGAGGUGCUCAAUCGUCAAAUUCAGAAAGAGAUCUGGAGGAUCCAAGAUGUGAUGGAGGGGCUGAGGAAGAACAACCCGUCCCGGGGCACCGACACAGCCAAGCACAGAGGAGGACUCAGCACCUCAGCAACCUAUAGCUCCAACAGCCCUGCCAGCCCUCUCAGCUCUGCCAGCCUUACCAGUCCCCUGAGCCCUUUUUCAAUGGUGUCUGGCUCUCAGGGUUCCCCGACCAAGCUGGGGUCCAGUGAGGAACCUGGCCCACCUCGGCCACCCCUCCCCAAAGCCUACGUCCCCCUGGAAUCUCCUCCCACCGUCCCUCCGCUACCUAAUGAGAGCCGCUUCUGGCCAUACCCCAACUCCCCUUCCUGGCACCGCAGUGGUGAGACAGCCAGGGGUCAGCCCAAGACAAGCUAUGAGCAAAACAAGAAAGAUCCCCACCAGACAUCGCCCCUGGACACCCCCAGAGAUAUCAGCCUUGUGCCCACCAGACAAGAGGUGGAGGCAGAGAAGCAGGCAGCUCUCAACAAAGUUGGCAUUGUGCCUCCUCGGACAAAGUCUCCCGCUGAGGAAGAGAUGACCCCGUCAGCGGUGGUGAGGAGGACGUCCAGUGGACUCACCAAUGGCCUUGCCUCACGGCAGGAGCGCCCCAAAAGUGCUGUAUUCCCUGGUGAGGGCAAGGUCAAGAUGAGUGUGGAGGAGCAGAUUGACCGGAUGCGGCGGCACCAGAGUGGCUCCAUGAAGGAAAAACGGAGGAGCCUGCAGCUUCCAGCUAGCCCAGCUCCUGAACCUAGCACCCGGCCUGUCUACAAAGUGGUACGCCGUCACCGCAGCAUCCAUGAGGUGGACAUCUCUAACUUGGAAGCAGCCCUACGGGCAGAGGAACCUGGUGGCCAGGCCUACGAGACACCACGGGAAGAAAUUGCCCGGCUUCGAAAAAUGGAGCUGGAACCCCAGCACUAUGAUGUAGACAUCAGUAAAGAGCUCUCCACUCCAGACAAAGUUCUCAUCCCUGAACGGUACAUUGACCUGGAGCCUGACACUCCCUUGAGCCCCGAGGAGUUGAAGGAGAAGCAGAAGAAGGUGGAGAGGAUCAAGACCCUCAUUGCCAAGUCCAGUAUGCAGAACGUGGUGCCCAUCGGCGAGGGGGACUCAGUGGACGUGCCCCAGGACUCAGAGAGCCAGCUGCAGGAGCAGGAGAAGCGGAUUGAAAUCUCCUGUGCCCUGGCGACCGAGGCCUCCCGCAGGGGCCGCAUGCUGUCUGUGCAAUGUGCCACCCCAAGCCCUCCCACCUCCCCUGCUUCCCCGACUCCACCAGCCAACCCCCUCACGUCUGAAUGCCCACGGGGCGCCGACAACAGCCAUACCAUGCGGGUCUGAGUUCUGACUGCAAGCCCUGGCUGAGGUCAAUGCUGUGAAGUUCCACAGAGCCACCUUCUGAAAGCUUCCUCUGCACACCUGGGGUCCUGGCUCCUCACCUUGGCCUCUUACCCUUGCACCUACCACCACAGGAAUGCCACAGGGAGCUAGGUUGGGUCAGGGCUGCUGCAGAAAGGAGCAUGGAUGCCUGGGUAUCCACACCUGCUGCCCUCACCCUGAAACCUCCACUAUCAUGUCAUGGCUCUGAGGUGAACCUGGGAUGGCAGGGGCAGGAUGCUGUUCUCUUUGAUACCCAAACCACAAGGAAGCACUGUUUGGCAUUGUAUGCCCCCCAGCACCAUCCCUGAUGGAGAAUGUAUUCUGAUGGAAGUUAUCUUGGGUGAGGACUAGAGGUGAAGAGGAGACAGACCCUCACCCUCUGGGGAACCCAUACAACACUGAGAAAGGACAGCUCCUACCAUCGUCUUCUUCCACAUCAGCCCCAGAUGCCUCAGUGAUGCCCAAGGCUUUGACCCACCUCUGCUGAUGUGCUUCCCAGAGUUCACUGGAGACCAGCCACUCUGCUUGCGCCAAAGAAGAGGAUGAGCAACAGGGAGAGGCUCCUGGGCUCCCAGAGGGGACAAGUACUGUGGAGAGAGGACAGCAGGUCUGUACAGUGUCUGAGGGCAAGUUGGAAAGGGUAGCAGACAGAAGAGGAGAGAGGCUUGGAGAGUGAAGGAAGGAAGAGAAAGUAAGAUGCUUUCCCAAGUAAUGAGGAUGUAAGGACAGAGGAAAAUGGGAUGGAGAGCAGGACUGGCUUCCCCAGAGUAGAGCCAUAGGUUGGUGCCAGUCAGAGGGUCUGAUGGUUACCUGUGUACCUCCACAACUUCCUCAGGAGCAGGUAGUCCUGGGAGGGCUCACUGGGCAUGUAUCAACCCCAGCUGAGGUGCUCGGUAGCAAGGUAUGGACUGAGGGGAAGUUGGGGUGAGAUAGCUAGGAGAUGGUCCUUUCUGGGUCAGGGCCUGGUGUCUGCCUCUCCCUCCUGAGGUCAUGGGCAGAGAGAAGGCCCUGUCUUACAUAGGAUUUGUUAGCCUUGGGGCCUUGUCUAGUCAGUUUCUUGCCCCCAUUCCACCAUGGAAAGUGCUGUGGCCCAGCUGAGAGUUUGCCCCAGGAGGGGGAAAUGAGCCUUACCUGGAAAGCCAGGUUCCAGCCCCUACUUCUCAUCUCAGGCAUCUAGAGCAGGACCAGAGGCUGGGCUUUCUUACAAUCCACCUACCCAGGGAGGCUGUGGGAAGAGACAGGAGCAGAGCACAGUGGUCCUCUGUUCUACUCACCUUGAGUGAGAAGCCAGAAAGCAAGAAGAGAGGGAGCUGAAGACACCAGUCCCCAGGCCUUGUCUUGGCCAGAGACUUCAGCCUGAGCUGCAGUGGCCCCAAGAACAACUGUUCCAUCUCCUAUCAGCUCAUCACCACUCCUUCAUGGCCAGGGCAGUUACUGGUUUAUAUGCAAGUAAAAAUGACAAUUCAUUCAACAAAUGCUAGUCUAGCACCUUUCAUACAUCCGGCACUGUUCUAGGUGCUUAGGAUAUUGUCUUGCUUUUGACUAUGGACUGAGAGGACUCCACCACCUGUGUUCAUCUCUAGAAAGUUUCCAGAACAUGAUUCUUGGCUACAUCUCCCAUCUGCACAGCUCAAGCACCCCAAAUCAGCCCUUUCUCCCCUAUAGACUGGCAGGUGGGAUUAGCUCCCAGGCCACCUUCUCUCUCCAUACCCUUCUUCCAGAAGAAACAGGUUUCUUUUUAGGGCCUUCCUUACCUUUCCCUGCAUUUGUCUCUCCCUUUUUUUUAAAGUGGUAUUUUUAGAAAUAUAUGUAAAAUACCAAGAAAUGUCUGCGCCUGUCUCAUCCAGAAUUCAUAAAGCUGGCUCUUUAUGUUGCUUUACAUGCCUUAAUAUAUGUUUUAUGGAAAUGACUCAUGGUAUAGAUACCUGUGUAAUGUAUAGAUUUGUCUGUCCUUUCCUUAGCUCCUGUCCAGACCCAUUUUCUGUCCACGCCAUUCUUAGCAUGUUGAGAACAUACUCCUUGCCUUUUUGAUCCAAAGAAAGGAAGAGGAAAGACUUAUUUUAAGGCAGACCUAUUUUAUGCUUUUGUUUAAAAAGCAAAUCUAUUUUCAAAGUGUGCAAUGUCUGAAUGGGAUUGGCCAGUGAUGUAAGGAGACUAGGGUGGCUGUCCCUAGAUCCCAGUCUGUGCCCUUCCCUUUCCCCCAGUGACUCACUUCCUUUCCAUUCCCCCAGUUUGCAAAGGGCUGGUCCCCAGGCUCACCUAGACAGCAUCAUUACAGGGGCAGGGCAUUCUCUCAACAGUCUAAGAAUUUUAACCCACUGUCAAUUUCAGAAGGCACCCUAAGGGUUGUCAGGUAUGUGAGCCUCUUGAAGGAAAUGUUUACUGCUGCAGGCAUGGGCUCCUGGGCCAUCCACUUCAUCCUUCUGUGGGAAAGAGUCAACAUGUUGCUGGCAGCCUAUGGUAGCCAGCCUGAAGGAUGACAGUCUGCUCCAACAGACCGAAGGUAUGAAGUGAAGCCCAGAAGAAGUGGCUUGGGACCCUCUGUGUUCUCUGAGUCGCUCCAUUGAAGUCCUUACAAACUCCUUGAGCCUCCUGCACUUUCUCUUGAGCCCUCCCUUGCUCUCACCUGUUUCCCUCUAGGACUUUUUCUCUCUGGGGGCUAUUGUGGAACCUUGGUCUGGCAUCCAGACUUGAAGCUUCACUCUUGGCUGGGGAGGGUCCCACAGACAGUGUCACAUUUUAGACUUUCCCAAGAGGAAGGCUUCAGUGCUUUGGCUGCAGUUCUGACCUGGGCCAGCUCAGCCUCCCAAACCACUUUCUGACCAGUAAAGUGGGCAAAGGGACUCUAGCCUUGCAAGGAUUUGGGUGGGAUUUAGAACCUGCUUCAGCUCUGAAAUGAAGGGCUCGGGAAUUUUCCAGAGCUCCCAGUCACCAGCUCUGACAUUUGUUGGCCUAGUUCCCAGCCUGGAGUUUCUUGCUAUGAAUGAAUAGUGCCCACACAGAGGCCUAGGGUUAAGUACCCCUUCUGGGGAGACCUCUGGCUACCCAGGUAGGGCCUUCCCAAUUAGCACAUUACCUCUUCCAUCAAUUACCAAGAGGCUGCGAUCAAAUACUGCUACUGUCACUUUAAAGAUUUUCUGGAGGCACAAGCUUGCAAGCUGCAAGCAUGUUCUCCUGCCUUUAUAAAAGGCAUGUUCUUGGAGCAGGGCUGACUACUGCAAGAUGGAAUCCCUUCCUUCCCUUUAGGUACCCUCCUCCUGGCAGCUCUUAAAACUAAGGAAAAAUACUAUAUAUAAAUAUAUAUAUACACAUAUCUAUUUAUGCACAUAUUGGGGCCAAUUUGAUUUGCUAGUGUUAGACAAUAAAUCAUAUAAGGAAA
Messenger RNA from Nannospalax galili (Upper Galilee mountains blind mole rat), 7207 nucleotides. It is a transcript of the gene Plekha6, whose product is annotated as pleckstrin homology domain containing A6. The transcript is spliced from 28 exons. Lineage: Eukaryota; Metazoa; Chordata; Mammalia; Rodentia; Spalacidae. Bases 76 to 3789 code for a protein of 1237 amino acids. The record is from RefSeq and is a predicted model, not a curated record.